GUUCACUGAUCAGACUACAGAACAGACUUCUCACCAAAUAUUAAAGCAACUAGGGGGAUGCAGCAAAUGGAGGUAUCAGAUUAUAUUAAUGAGCAACCAAGAUUUGGGCAGAAACGCAGUGAGGAUCCAAUUCGAACAGAGAGAAGACUCUGUCAGCUGCUUUUCAUCAGCUUUGGCUUACUGUGUAUCAUACAAGCCACGCUCAAUGUUUCUCUGCGCCUUACUUUGCACUCGAGCAAGGAAUCAACCCGCUCGAACUGCAGCGCAGCUCAUUUUAAUGACCAAAACCAGUUGACAGAGGAGGUGCGGGAUUGUGAGCAAAGGUGGACUAAUCGGCACAACAGAUUACUUGAAAAAUUUAAUGCCUUGACCGGAGAAAGAAACCUGCUUCAAAACGAAAACAAUGAACUCAAGAACAUGUUAAGGAAGGUGGAGGAGGAGAGGGACAGGCUGAAAAAGAACCUGAGAGAGCCGAGUAGUUGUGUGUCCCAACCGCCGUGUCCCGUCGGCUGGAGGGAGAUCAACUUCAAAUGUUACUUCCUCUCAAAUGAGAGUAAAACAUGGGAGGACAGCAGGAAAUACUGUCAGAGUAAAGAUGCCGAUCUGGUGGUGAUUGACAGCCAACAGGAACAGAUGGACUUGUACCGCUUGGAUGGGGAUGCCUAUCUCUUGUUCUGGAUUGGUCUGUAUGACACAGCUGGAAACUUCAAAUGGGUGGAUGGAUCUGUGCUAACCAGAUCAUUUUGGCAGAGGGGCCAGCCGGAUCAUGGCGGGCCCAACAUCAGAGAAGACUGUGUGGAGAUGUAUCAUUUCAACCCACAGCUGGCCAACUGGAAUGACGCCCCCUGUGGAAGCAAGCGGCGCUGGCUGUGUGAGAAAUCGGUGGACCAGUUAAUCUUAAUAACUAAAAAAAAAGAUGUUGUGUGAAUGCACAUGUCAAUUACUUAAUGUGCCUUUAUAUGCAGCACAAUACAAAAUAACAUCAAUGAAAACUGAAAUAUGGAGAAAUCUCAUUCAGAAUAAAAAACAACAAUGAAUUUGAUGUAAUAUGAACAAACUCUCAACUACUGUGUGCAACUUGGUGAUACUUUUGGAUACUGCAGUGUACAGAAGGCUUUGUGGCAUACUUUGUCUUACUUGGAGGUAUUUUGUGAUACACUUUGUGUUACAUUAUAUGGAAUGUAUUUUUUGUUUGUUUGUUUUAAGUGGAAACCUCCAUUUAUCAGCAGCAUAAUAUAUAAAUUAAUAGAAGUAGAAUUUUCAGGUAAGAAUAAAGAGUACAGACUAUUGA
This is a messenger RNA of Chelmon rostratus (copperband butterflyfish), 1291 nucleotides long. RefSeq names its product C-type lectin domain family 10 member A-like. The record is from RefSeq and is a predicted model, not a curated record. The coding region runs from base 58 to 927 and encodes 289 amino acids. Lineage: Eukaryota; Metazoa; Chordata; Actinopteri; Chaetodontiformes; Chaetodontidae. The transcript is spliced from 6 exons.